Molecule: messenger RNA, 354 nt
Organism: Babesia microti strain RI
Lineage: Eukaryota; Apicomplexa; Aconoidasida; Piroplasmida; Babesiidae
Product: conserved Plasmodium protein, unknown function
Exons: 4
Coding region: 1-354 (117 amino acids)
Source: RefSeq, a predicted model, not a curated record
AUGCCAAAAUAUGACAUAUUUAAACCAUUACAUUUACUAUCCUUCGUAGAACGCCUACACAUAAAGUAUAAACCUGGUACAAAUGGUUCAGAAACUUGUCGUACACUCUACUUAUUGGCUACAAGUGAUUCUGUUAUGAAUAAAUUCCCUAAAUUGCAAUUUAGCUAUGAAAUAACCAGUUAUGAUUGUUUGCCAGAAAUAAUUAUAACAGUUUCACCGAACAAAAAUCACAUCUUUGGUAGCGGUGUCACCAUUAGCGAAAUUCAAAGGCAAAUUGACCAAGACCAGUAUCUAGCUUACAUUGAGUUUAUGAAGAAACAAAACAUUGAACAUGGAUUAAACGAUGAUGAAUGA